UCUGAAAAUUCAAAUAAUGUAGAGUCCUUAAAAAUUUGUGACAAUUUUAAUUUAAGAGAUUCUUUAAUAAGUCUAAUAAUUAGAUUACAAUCAAAAGUAUCAAUGACGGAAAGCAUUAUAACUGAUAUUCUUGAUGAAUAUGAACAAAUAACAAAUAAUUUGGGUUUAUCAUUAAAAACUAAAGUUGAACAAUUUUUGCAAUCUAAAGAAAUGCUUCAUGACCCUGAUGUUAAUAAUUUAUUACAUUCUUUUGAAAUAGAUAAAUCUUUUGAAGGUUUAAGAACACUUGAAGAACAAAUGGAAAUUUUAACAAAUAAUACAGAAUAUAUCAAGCCUCAGGAAAUACCUUUAGAUAAACGUAUAGAAAAUGCAAUUGAUAAGAAAACAGGCACUUCUGUACCAAGAAUAAUUCUUAAAACUUGUCAAUAUGUUUCUAUAAUAGAUUCUUUAACAAUGGUGCUUAGAAAUAAAGACAUACGCGCUGUAAUAGAAGCAGAGAAAGAAUCAAAUGAUGGCAUUCUUGCAUCUUUUAUUGAUGGGCAGCAUUUUAAAAAUCAUCCUUUUUUUCAGAAAUAUAAACUUGCCAUUAGAAUACAACUUUAUUAUGAUGAACUGGAAAUUGUCAAUCCACUUGGUUCUAAGACCGGUAUUCAUAAAUUAGGAGUCUUUUAUUAUACAAUACAGAAUCUUCCAUCUCACAUGAAUUCUGAAACAAGCAGUAUUCACGUUUUGCUUCUUUGUUGUCAUGUUGACAUACAAAAAUAUAAAAUGAAAAAAAUAUUAAGUCCUUUCUUAGAAGAUCUUGUAAAGUUAGAAAGUGAUGAAGGAGUUGUUAUACUUUCAGAAGAACAAGAAUAUAUUUUGCGUGCAUCAUUGACUGCAUUUGUUGGGGAUGGAUUAGCUGUCCAUGAAGUAUUUAAUUUGCUAGGUCCAUCUUCUCAUUUCUUUUGUCGAAUGUGUCUUUAUACUAGACAAGAUUUGCAUAAUGAUAGCAUAGAAAUUAAACAAUCAAGAAAUAUGGCAGUUUACAAUGAGCACUUAAAUUUACUACAUAAUGCAAACUAUAGCGAUAAUGCUAAAACGUUAACAGGAAUGCAUGGAGAGUGUUGCUUACAUUCAUCUCGUUUCUUUCAUAUAUGUAAAAACCUUAUUUUUGAUCCAAUGCAUGAUAUUCUUUGUGGUAUUGGACCAAUGAUAUUAAAGUUAGUUUUAAUUCGUUAUACUUUGGAAAUAAAAUUGUUUCAUAUAAAUGAUUUUAACAACAGAAUAGCAUCAUUUCAAUAUGGUUUUGUUGAAAGAAAGAAUAAGCCUUCGGCAAAUUUCAGUGAAAGAAUAUUGCGUGUAAAAGGGCAUACUUUAAAUCAAAAAGCUAUGCAAAUAUGGUGUCUUUUUCGCGUUUUCCCUUUCUUAAUUUCUGAUUGGGUCUUGACAGGAGAAGAACAUCUACAGCUGAUUCUCAUUUUGCUAAGAAUUAUGGAAAUCGUAUUUGCGCCAAAAGUUACAGUUUUUCUUAUGUCUUAUUUGAGAGCCCUCAUUAUAGAUUUUUUGGAAACAUUCAAACAACUUUUCCCUGAUGUACAUAUGAUAAAUAAAUUCCAUCAUUUAACUCAUUACCCAGAUUGUAUGUUGUGGUCAGGACCUCUUCAAUUGUACAACUGUAUGCGUUAUGAAGCCAAACAUAAUGAAAUAAAACUAAGAGCACAAAAUGUUCAUAAUUUUAAAAAUCCACCGAAAACAUUAAUAAGAAUUGUUCUCAAAGUGCUAGAUGGGGAAAAGGAAAUGCCACAAUUAUUCGAGUUGAGCCAUUAAAUGGAGAAAUAGUUACAGUGCAAAAUUGCCAAAGUCGUACAUAUUUACAUGAUCUAGAAUAUGUUGAUACUGAUUCUAUAUUUACCACUAAUGCUAUAAAAAUAAAUGGUUUGGAAUUUCGAUUUAAUUUAUUAGUAUGUCUUAAAAUUGAUAAAGAAAACGGAAAAAAUUUGCCUCUUUUUGGAUGUAUUAAAGAAAUUUUAAUGUUGAAUAGAAAUGAAGUAUACUUUUUGACCACAUUAUAUAAAACUCAUUUAUUUGAUACUGAUUUUAAUGCCUAUCAUGUCGAUUGGGAAAUGCAUAACAUUUCACAGCUUUUUGUGAACUGUCUUAGUCUUGCAUAUUACAAACCAUUAUCUAUCUGGUCAGAACCAACAUCCAAUAAUUUUUAUGUUAGUCUCCGUCACAUUUUAUUAUGAUGGAAAUGGAGUUUUUUUUCAUCGCAUCAUUUUAGCAAAAAAUAUGAAAAGAUCGAAGGCUCCUCUUUCCUUUUACUCAAUGCACAGGAUUUAAAUGAUAUGAAAAUAAAGAAAGGACCAGCAAAAAAGAUUUUAAAAUUUCUUGAGGAAUGUUCUCAAACUUCUUCUGAGGUUGCUAAACGUGUGGAGCAACUAUUGGAUACAGAAGAAAAAAUAGAAAUUGUAGAACAACCAGGAGAAAUUAUUUUACCUGCAAAUAUUGACUCUGAAAAUUGGACAACAAUUGCUGAAAUACCAUCUACCAGCAGCAAUAUUGCUUCAGUUACAACUGCAACUUCUAAUGAAGAAAUAUCUAUACCCAAAGAAUCUUUUUCGCUAUAUUCUUUUUUGUAUCAGAAAACUAAAUUAGCGUUUAUAGUCAAAAUAUUUUUAAAAAAUUAAAAAUUUUAUGUAAUGCAGCGUUUCACAACUGUUCGUAAGACGCUUCUACAUCAUCUGCAAGGUGCUAAUGUUUUGGCAGCUGUAGAAGACAUAUUUACAGAAAGUCAUAGACGAAGCCUUAUAAGAAUAGUAACUUCUGAAUUAGUAAAAACACACAAAGUUAACUACUAUCCACCUGAAGAAGCCAAAGUAGCUCUUGCCGAAAGUAUUGUAACAGAAUUUUCAAAAUUACGUGACCCCGAAACAACUAAAGGAUAUGAACUUUACUAUGAUCCAUUUAGUAAAAGAGGUUUUAUUGAAUAUCGUCUUUGGACAAUUAGAAAAAAUAUUUCACCUGCCAAGAAAAAAUAUACUGCAAAAAAAAAGAAAAAUGGGUCAACCUUCAUCCUCUGCAGACAGUUCAGAUGACGAAAAUGAUGACUUGCUUUCUGAAGAUUUGUAUCAAGAAAAGAUUUCAUGGAUGAAAUUUAAAGUACCGUCUAAAACGAAUAAAUCUGCAAUAUCAGAAUGUAUGAACAUUACUAUGAAAAAUCGAAGAAAAUGGAUUUUAGAAAAUCUUCCUACAAUAGACGAAAUAUUUGAUCACUUUCCUCGAUUAGCUGAUUAUUCUGGUCAAAUGAUUGAUGAGGAGUUUGACAGAUUGUACAGCGGAGCUUCUGAUAACUUUUUAACAAAAUUUUCUACAUAUUAUGUUCCUAGAAUUCUUACAUACUGCAACACAGUGAGAAAAGAUUUAUAUAGAGUUUCAAAUUUUAUUG
This is a messenger RNA of Solenopsis invicta (red fire ant), 3427 nucleotides long. RefSeq lists its product as uncharacterized. The coding region runs from base 103 to 1809 and encodes 568 amino acids. The record is from RefSeq and is a predicted model, not a curated record. Lineage: Eukaryota; Metazoa; Arthropoda; Insecta; Hymenoptera; Formicidae. The transcript is spliced from 7 exons.